Messenger RNA from Acanthamoeba castellanii str. Neff, 2397 nucleotides. RefSeq lists its product as uncharacterized. NCBI's taxonomy places the organism in Eukaryota, Discosea, Longamoebia, Acanthamoebidae. The transcript has 20 exons. The record is from RefSeq and is a predicted model, not a curated record. The coding region runs from base 1 to 2397 and encodes 798 amino acids.
AUGGAUCUGCAAUCGCUGCUGCUCGAUAGCAGCUUGGACCUGGUCACCAAGACAAAUGCUGUUGAGGCGGUGCAGGCUUGGGAUGUUACUAAGGUCACGGACAAUUUCGAGAUGCUUUGGAGUGCUCUCAGCCAACCCAUACUUGAUGUGAUGGCACCCAUGCCGCUUCGAUUAGCGGCCUUACAAGCGUCCGCAUCGUUGAUCAGCGUUUGCACGAACCAAGACAUGCUUACGCCGUUCUUUACCACCUUCUCCUUCCACGCCAAGACGCUCUACGAGGCGGCUGUAGAACGACUCGCACAGGCCUUUGACCGCACUGCCGUAGCGGCGCCCAGCCCACGCGAUCUCUUGGAGCUGCUGGGAGAACAAAGGAGGUGCGUGAUAUUCUUCGAGAGAUGCAAGACGGCGAUGGAGUCAAUGUCCCUCGAGCGCGACGCCAUAGUGCUGACCGUCUUCCUCGACCACUUCUUCUCCGUUGUCAACCCCGCCAUCUCUCGGUCAACCGAGCUCUUGUCCAAGUUGUCCGGCGCUGGCAUACAAGGCCCCGAAGCUGCGACACUGACGCAGGAGGCCAACGCCCUGUUCACAAGCGCGCUGACAUUGCUGUCUCAGUUCGUCCCCCUCCACCUCAAGAUGUUCCCUCCUUCGCCUUCGCCCUCGCAAAUGCCGCAACCCUACGACGACCCGGAGCUCCUCUACGUCAUGCAACAGAUCAUCGCGAUCGGCGACAAGUGUGCCAAGAACGUCAAGGUCCAGACAGCCGUGUGGAAGCUCGUCCGGGAGAUCACCCUCAUGCACCCCUACCGACUACAGAACCCAGCCCUGCUCAACCGAGUCGUCACGCUGUGCGUCCUGAAGGUGCAGUCGAGUUGGAACGCAGCGAUGCCAUGCGCGCCGCGCCUGGUGCUGAGUCGUGAGCGCGCCGGCGAGCUGGUGUCCAAGGGCGAUGAAAAGGCCUUUGAGAACAAGGUCAAGGCCUGCCGUUUCCUGCUGUCCGUGAUGGGCAUACUCUCUCGCUCAUACGCCCAGGCACAUAAGGCCGCCUCCGCGGUGUAUAAGACCGUGGCCAAGCUGCUGGAGAUGUUCGCGAUUCGCGUUGGCGGCGAGGAUCCGCUUUCCGCGCCCAAGCUCCAGAUUCUGCUCUAUCUCUGCCAGAACCUCCCGCCGUCGAUUCUCUUUCCGCAGGCCGUCGCGGUGCUCUAUUGGAUAAUGAACGGCGUGGAGACGUGCUGUGCCCAAGUGCUCAAGAACGGGCUCGAGAGCGUGGCGGUGCCGACGUCCGCCCUAAUCUACUCCCUCAGUCGGAAAGGUCCCCAGAUGCUGCAGGAAGUGGAGUGCUUCCUGUUUCAGCACCUGUUCCACCCCCACUUCCUGUGCUCGCAGCUGGCCGUGGAGCUCCACAGUUUUGUGCUCAGCAACGCUGACGAGGCGCUCCAGCGACGGCACAUCCAGCUGCUCGCCAAUCUGAUCAAAACGGGCGGCAGCCGCGUGGUGGAGUCCCUCGCUCCGCUCUUCCCAUUCCUCGUCAACUCCGUCUCGUCGUCGGCCAAGGAAUUCCUGCUGCGUGAGCUCACGGAAGAUUUGCUCAAUGGACAAACCAAGAGCGCCGCAUCAGAGGAGGCGAUACUCUAUCGACUGGCCGCAUUCCUGCCGGCGUGGACGAUGCGACCGGGCGCUACCGAGCCUCUCACCACCGGCACCGAUGCUCUCCUUGGCCAAAUCGCUCGCCUGUGUAUCAGCGUCGCGGAGUGCCUGGUGGCGUUAAUGGCCUACGAGCGGCUGCCGGAGCGGGACUCCACGGCGCGCACCCUGCUGGAGUCCCUGGGCGACCUGCUGCGCAACGUGACCGAGGACCCGCUCAAGUACCACGCUCUCCACCUGCUCCCGAGCCUCGUCGACCUCUCUGUCCUCAUCCCCGCCUUCUCGCCCGACAUGCUGCCCAACUUUUUGGUGGGCUACGGGCAGGUGAUGAGCACGUUUCCGUCGACAAAGCCGGCGGUGGCGCAGUUCUUGGCGAGGUGCCACGUCAGGCUGCGGGCGGACAUGCAGGACCGCGUGCUGCGCAGCUGCGCGGGCCUCUUCCAGCAGCUGCUGGCCGACGGCGACUGGACCAUGGACGACGCCCAAGUGGCCGACCACGUCGCAGCAGGGCUGGCCAACUACACCAAGGAGCGACUCGCCCAGGCCCAGGCCUGCCUGCUGGGGAGCAGUUCGGCGUCGGGCCAGGAGUCGGUGGAGAAGGCGCUGGCGCUGCUGGCCAAGGCUGCGGCCAUCGUGUCCACGCUGCCGCCCUCGGCCCUCUCCUCGCACGCCCCGCAGUUCCAGGCCCAGCUGGCCCAGCUCUGCCAACUGUUGCCCCCUGCCGACCCGGCCACCGUCGUCAUCAACCUCGAAUGA